This is a messenger RNA of Caenorhabditis elegans, 812 nucleotides long. The record is from the annotation of a RefSeq genome assembly. NCBI's taxonomy places the organism in Eukaryota, Metazoa, Nematoda, Chromadorea, Rhabditida, Rhabditidae.
AUGGACUUGUCUAAGCUGAUCAAUAACAAUGAGUUUAUUGAAAAAAUGUUCCAAACUGCAACUCGCGGCCUUAUUUUGGUAUUUUGCAUAACGAUUUUACUUUAUUUGGCUAUUUUCCCAUUUUACGUGUAUGUUUUCAAACUGAAUAGGAGAAGGGAUAACAAGACAGUGCUAUUUCCAACUGUCAAUCAUUUCUUUCAAAUGGUGAAAAUCACUUACUACUUGUUUGUCGUAUCGGUUAUCUGUACAAUUUUGAUGUAUUGUACUCCACUUAACCACGGGAUACUUUUCCAUCUCAUUAUGAUGGUUCUGAUAGCUUUUAUAAUGUGUACAUUAUACCUUUGCACAAGGAAAUCGUUCUUUACUUCAUCUACAGUUUGAAUAUCAAUAGUAGUCGUACAAGAAUAAAUUUUGGGCUAUAUUCUAUGAUAAUCGUUGCUCUAUUCUAUGCGUUACUGUUUUUUUCUACGACAUUUUAUAUUCCAAUUAUGUUGAGUGCUCAAAAAAUGUGCUCAGCUCAAAAUUGUGCUGUGCAAAAGUAUAUAUACUGGCAGACCCUAACAGUCUUUGUUUGUAAAUCGAUAGCUAUAUUAAUUUUCAUUUACCAAAUCACUUUUGGCACAUAUCCCCCGUCUGAGUGUGCAGUUCUCAUUGUAACUACAGAUAUUGUCACAACUCCAUUGUUAGUUGAAAUAUCGUACGUGGGAAGUAACAGAUGGAAAUCAAAACCCAAUGCAAAAUUCAAGUGGAAUAGAUUCUUCAGAGUGAUGUUUGAUAUUAAGAAGGCAUCAGUUGUUGCGCCAAAAUUUUGA